AUGGGCGUGACAAAGGAGAUUCUAUCGGCAGGUACUGGGCCGACGCCCACCAAGGGCGCAUCUGUGACGGUGCAUUGUACGGGUUACGGUAAGAAUCGUGACCUGCAGGAAAAGUUCUGGAGCACCAAAGACCCUGGUCAGACGCCCUUUACGUUUAAUAUCGGACUCCAGCAAGUGAUCAAGGGAUGGGAUGAAGGUGUGCUGGGUAUGAAGCUCGGAGAGACGGCCCGACUUACGUGUACGCCUGACUAUGCGUACGGCGCGGGUGGUUUUCCGGCCUGGGGAUAUCCUUUUCAUAGUGAUAUUGAAUGUCUUUACACAUAUUAUUUCUGUACGAUUCAGCCCAACUCGGUGCUCAUUUUCGAGGUUGAACUGCUCAAGAUUGAGUAA
Peronospora farinosa is the source of this 390-nucleotide messenger RNA. NCBI's taxonomy places the organism in Eukaryota, Oomycota, Peronosporomycetes, Peronosporales, Peronosporaceae. The record is from the annotation of a GenBank genome assembly.